This is a messenger RNA of Closterium sp. Naga37s-1, 768 nucleotides long. The record is from the annotation of a GenBank genome assembly. NCBI's taxonomy places the organism in Eukaryota, Viridiplantae, Streptophyta, Zygnematophyceae, Desmidiales, Closteriaceae.
AUGAGCAUCUGUGCCAACACGUAUUCUGCUCAACUCCCUCUCAUAACCUUCUCUGCCUUCUCCACUCCCACUCCCUGCUCUGAUCCCAUCUGCCUCUUCUUCAUGCAGCUCUCGUCUGCUGUGGACGCGUCUCACCCUCAUCCCCGGCUACCCCCGCCACCCCGUUCGCUUCCAACCCAUCUGGGGAGGGUCAGUGCUCCUCUCAUAAUGUCUUUCCUCACACCACUCCUGCACGCAUUCUUAACCACAUCUUCCUACACGUACGAAGCACAUUCGUCAUGUUCUGCUUACCACGCUGCCAUGCACAACCACACCCCCCUGCCCACAACGUCCCCCCUUACUGCAUCUUUUCUACAUGCAUGCUGUCACACCCCCCAAUCAACCUUCCCCCGUGCACCCCCCCAAUCAACCUUCCCCCGUGCACCCCCAGCUACCUUCCUGUCGCGCCUGCUGCCGUCGCCUGCAUACCUGCAGCCCAUAGCACGGGACGCCACAGAUGUGUGGGUGUGGCACAUGCACGCCGAGGCCGAGAACACCUUCCAGUACCCCACCAAUGCUUGGACCCUCCCCCAGCCCGACCCUCAGCGCCUGGUUCGGGUGGCGGAGGGCUCUGGGUGGGCGUACAUGGUGGAGGGGCAGCGGUACGGGUUUGAGGAGAAGAAGGAGCCGUGGCCGCGCUUUGGAUAUCGCCCACCUGCUGUUGAAUUCACAGUGGAUGACACUGUAGCGACUGGACAGCGGGUGCUACGGGCCAGGUCCCACAGCUGA